Molecule: messenger RNA, 1440 nt
Organism: Exophiala bonariae
Lineage: Eukaryota; Fungi; Ascomycota; Eurotiomycetes; Chaetothyriales; Herpotrichiellaceae
Exons: 1
Coding region: 1-1440 (479 amino acids)
Biological process (GO): retrograde protein transport, ER to cytosol; autophagosome maturation; mitotic spindle disassembly
Cellular component (GO): nucleus; VCP-NPL4-UFD1 AAA ATPase complex; cytosol
Molecular function (GO): polyubiquitin modification-dependent protein binding; ATP binding; ATP hydrolysis activity
Source: RefSeq, a predicted model, not a curated record
AUGGCAUCAUCAAAGCAACACGGCAACAGCUCUGGGAGAGCCCCAGGCGUCGCGGAGACAUUCUUUGGUAAUUCACACGGUCAGCGUGUCAACACUGACGCACUCAUCCUCGAAACCAUCGAGAACAAGCACCCAGGAAUUCCCGUUACCAUUGUCCCACAGUUCAAUACAAACCUCAGAGGAUACGCCGGGGCUGGUCUGGCUUCCAUCCAUGCGAUUGAAUCCACAGCCAGUGCCAAAGUUGCCCCCAAGGACUUGAAGUGGACGGUAUUCAUCCCACCAGCCAGACGCCUCGAUGGAGGUGCCGGUUUUGUAGCCGAGGAGACCUUUUUCGAGAGCUACAUGUACAAAUGGAAUGGAUUUGAGUUUCUUGUCUACUUCGUUGACGGACGUGAUGGCUCCGGGCCCUACCCCACUGUUCAGAAUCAAUAUGUUCUAGGCGACAAGGCAGCGGUGCUCACGCUAGUUGAGACGGUUGGCCGGUGGCAGUCCCAGCUUCACGACGAGAUCUGGGUCUUCAAUCAGGGUUUCUGGGACAAGGAUCCCUUUUUGUACCAGAGCAUUUUGAAGUCGGAGUGGAGGGAUGUCAUCCUAGACAAGAGCAUGAAAGAAGAUCUGGUCGAUACGGUCGAGCGAUUCUAUGAUUCUCAAGAUCAGUAUGAACGCCUCCGUGUGCCAUGGAAGCGAGGCAUCAUCUUUCAUGGCCCGCCAGGGAACGGAAAGACUAUAUCUAUCAAGGCUACCAUGCACACACUGUACAAGCGAUCGCCUCCAAUCCCGACACUGUACGUGAAGACACUGGUCAGCUUCAUGCCACCAGAGUACAGCAUUGAGAGCGUGUUUCGCAAAGCCCGACAGGAAGCACCCUGUUAUUUAGUGUUCGAAGAUCUCGACAGUCUCGUCACCGACGAGGUCCGCAGUUUUUUCCUCAAUGCGAUCGACGGACUGGCCGAGAACAACGGCAUUCUCAUGGUCGGCAGCACGAAUCACUUGGAGCGUUUGGACCCAGGAAUCUCGAAGCGCCCCUCGAGGUUUGACAGGAAGUACCUUUUCUCGAAUCCGAAUCUCGAGCAACGCGUCAAAUACUGCCACUACUGGCAAACCAAAUUGAAGGACAGCAAGGAGAUCGAAUUCCCUGAUGAGAUUUGCGAUGCCGCCGCGAAGAUCACAGAUGGGUUCUCCUUCGCUUACAUCCAGGAAGCGUUUGUCACAGCACUCCUUGAUAUCGCUAGGUCGUCUGACCAAGACCGAGCAUCAGCUGUGGAUGCCGUCGAGGAAAUGCGCCAGGAAUGGGACCUGCUCGAUAUCGAGGACAGUACACCCGUCAAGAGUGUUGAGAAGGACCACAGGGACUUGGAUGACUACAUUCUCUGGAGGAAAUUAAAGUAUGAAGUCGAACAACUGCGGAAACAGAUUGGCGAUGGGAAGGAGGAAGAAUGA